CUAAAAUCAAGAUAAAAUUGGGACCGGACAGAGUCAAGACCGGACCGGAUCAAGACCGGACUGUAUCCAAUCCAAUCUUUGUUCCUUAUAUUCCCGAAAAGACCGGACUGAUACCGAAUCAAUUUGGUCCAAUUUAACCGGACCGGACCGUAUAGCCACCCCUAAUAACAUCCGAAACCAAGAUCCGAAGCCGCGCCCAGAUUUCAACGGGGUCAUUUUCGUUGGCCGGUCGGGCUUGGGCCCAGCAUAUUAUCCAUGCAUGUCGUGCUCCAAAACCUAACCUGGCAAUGUGGCAGUCCUCCUCCUAUAAACAAACGAAAGCGCUCCAAUAUUAUUUACCUUUGACUUGUCCAAGCCUACAAUUACAAUUGCAUUACUCAAGCCUUGGAUUCCAAGACUUCACACCAACUGAAAAAAAUCCUUGUUCUGUAGUUUUGACCAUUGCGCCGCAUUUACAAACAAGCUAGGGCAAGUGCUUUGUUCCAGUAGCUAGUAGGGGUUGUCAUAAACCAGUUGAUCCCAAUAACUCGAGUUGUUGGGAGAAGUUCAAUCGUGGAUCAUAUACCACAACAGUAACAUGUACAUGGGUCGGGUGGUCCAGGUUUAGGCAUUUUAAUCACCCGAUCCAUGCACUACGGUUUGGGAAAUAUUAAACCCAAACCCAUCCAAAAAAAUCUAAACCUUACGGUUUGUUUCUAAUUGGGUUGGGUCGGGUUGGCGAUAUUUUUAAGUAAAAACCCAACCCAACACAAAAUAUGUAAUUAUUCUACAUCAUAAAAAUAUUUUAUAACAAAUUAAAAAUUCAAACGAAUAAACCGAGGUGAAAGGUAUCAAAAUUCACAAAUAUUGUUUGAAUUUUAAUAAAACUUGAUUUACUUCAACUUAUGUCUAGUUUUUUUCACGACAUUUGUUGAAAUAGGCUAAAAAGGUUACAAAUGAACGCAUCCAUAAUAUGAUAUUCUUUUAAAAUUGUACACAAGAAAAAAAAUUUACAUGAAUCAUAGCUAUAUUAAAUAUAUGUCUAAACUUUAAGUUGAAGAAUGCAUUAGAUUAGUGAGACUUUAAGAGAAAAAACAUGGUGAAAUAUCUUAAUUUUCUCAUAAGUAUGACUAUAUACGACAUAAAUAUUUUUUUGGAUACGAACUCAUACCAACAAUUGGAACACUGGUUGGGUCGGGUUCUACGGGUUGUGUAAUCCAAAAUCCAAACCCAAUCCAAAAGAGGCGGGUUGUACAAAAGAAAACCCUCACCCAACCCAAAACCUUCGAUUUAGCGAUAAAUACGGAUGGGUUGGGUCGGGUUGGACGGGUGGGUCGGUUUGCGGGUGUGUUUGUUCACCCCUAGUAGCUAGCUAGCUAAUUAAGCUCGACUAGGAAUGUCAAUGACAAAUGUGAGUAUUUCGAUAUCCAUAUUUAGGUCCGGUCAAGUUCGAUACAAUCGAGUAAUUUAUCGAGGGGCAUGUAAGAGUAUUUUUUUUAUUAAUAAAAUGAAGAUUCAGACUAGAACAUGAUAAAUGUAGUUAAAUUAUUUGAGAAAUUGAUGUUUCCACCUAUGUAGCAAGCCAAUUUUUAUGUGGGUUGGAGAGGAAAAAGUGGGAAAAUAUUCCUUUUUCCAAAUUUGCAUCCUUGGGUUGGAGUUAGUCUAAAGUUAAAACAGGGUGAGGGAGGGUAUUGAAACUAUAAUCUAAAGCAUCGAUAGUAUUAAUACUUAAGAUGAGAGUAAAACCUAGUUUUCACUUAACAACUCUUUUGUUGCCUUUGCUUAUUCAAUGUUAUCCCUUUAAAUAGGGAGAGCAUCCUAGCUUACAAAGGUGAGAUUAAUACUCGUGGAUACUCUCAAUCCUGAUAGCUAAACAUAAUAAAUUAUGACAAGGGAUCGGUUAGCUUGACUACCCCUAAAGGGGUAGUGAUUUUUGACACCCCCUUUAUGAUUGGCCAAUUUUAUUUCCAAUCAUUGGCAAGUAUUAAUUAAACUGGUUUUUUAUUUUUUUUAAUCUUGUAAUUUGGGGUCUCUCACCACAUUGGAAAAGAGAAAGAAUCUGGGGAAAAACGAAAUCACCUCCAUUAAUUACAUAAUUAAUUUCUCUCACUGGUACAUUAAUUACACGUACCACUCUACUGGUACACGUACCACUCCACUGGUACACGUACCACUCCACUGGUACGUGUACCAGUGGAGUGGUACGUGUACCAGUGGAGUGGUAUUUGUAUCAUUGAAGUGGUACUGCAUUGUUGCUCCGUUAUUGUUUAUCAUUGUUAUGAAAAAUAUCAUUGCACUGGUAUUGUUCUCACUCUAACCUACCUUGUGGAUUGCUCGCACCAGUGGAGUGGUAUGUGUACCAGUGGAGUGGUACGUGUACCAGUGGAGUGGUACGUGUACCAGUAGAGUGGUACGUGUAAUUAAUGUACCAGUGAGAGAAAUUAAUUAUGUAAUUAAUGGGGGUGAUUUCGUUUUUCCCCAGAUUCUUUCUCUUUUCCAAUGUGGUGAGAGACCCCAAAUUACAAGAUUAAAAAAAAUAAAAAAUCAGUUUAAUUAAUACUUGCCAAUGAUUGGAAAUAAAAUUGGCCAAUCAUAAAGGGGGUGUCAAAAAUCACUACCCCUUUAGGGGUUAGCAUAGUAUCCUACCCCUUAUGACAAUCACUAAAGCAGUGUAUAAAUACAAGUGUAUAAUAGAACUACGAAAAUAUAAGAAUUUGGUAAUACAUGUUUAGCUAUCAGGAUUCGGAUUUCUUGAGUUUCACCGCCUCGAUUCACCUGCAUUUUUCCAGCCUCUUCAUUGUUUCUAACUUAGUUCGUCUGCUCAAAUUCCUCAAGAACAUAUAGUACCGUAUAUAUAGAGAUCAACGUUAUAACUUAGAACGAGAGAACCGAUUAGGAACCAGAAACAAUGCGUGCGUAUUUCAUCUCAUAUUCGCUUCUCGAAUGUCAGGAAUUAAAUCAUGCUAUGCCAAUCAGAUUGAAAUCGCCAUAGAUGUAGACCAGCUUCUCAUCUUGAUGCAUGUGAAUAAUCAGAAAAGAAAUUUGAACAACUGGAAUCACAGUAGGUGUUCAAAAGAAAUUUGUAGGCCGCGCAAUUCCAACACCCACAAUCCAGCGGCCACGUGCCAUAGAACAGCUGACUGCGGCGUCUGCAGCUCCUCUCCUUUUUUUUUUUCCUGAUGUCAAACUUUGUAGCUCACCCACCAAAAUCCACGUGUUACCCUCAUCAUUAGCUCUUUCCCCUAACACGUAAAGACUUUCUAAUUUCUAUUCUCCUCCAACAUCUCAUAAAUACUGCUCUGUCUUCUCCAUUUCUAAUAUUUUUUGUUUUCGGGUUCAGCUGCACUCUGUUUUGCAGUACAAACUCAAGUUGUGUUUGACAGCUUGCAUGGCUGCUGCUUCUCUUUGUGUUCUCUUUUUCUUGCUACUGGUUUCAGCUGGCGGUUCAUUUGCCGGUCGAAUCGGGCCCGGUUCGAGGCUGCUGGCCAGCCAGCUGGACCAAGCUUGGAUCUCUGACAAUGGCACAUUCGCAUUUGGGUUCACUGAAGUGGCAGACGACUCUCCCGACCAGUUUCAGCUGGCUAUUUGGUUCAAUGAUCUUCCUGGUGACCGCAUCACUGUUUGGUCGCCUAAUAGGAACUCGCCGGUGACCAAGAACGCAGUCCUGGAUUUCACCACCGCCGGCAACCUCCUCCUCACCGACGGCCGAACCACAAUCUGGUCAUCAAACACCACCGGCGCCGGAAUCCAAUACGCCAGCAUGGAUGAAUCCGGCAAUUUCAUACUCUACACUUCCACAAACCGCCCCCAGUGGCAGAGCUUCUCACACCCUUCCGACACUCUGCUUCCCAACCAGCCAUUAACCGUCGAACUCGAGCUAACUUCCCCGAAAUCCCCCAUCAACGGCGGCUACUACUCCCUCAAAAUGCUCCAGCAGCCCACAUCGUUAAGCCUCGCCCUCACCUACAACUUGCCGGCGGACGAAUCAUCAUCAUCAUCUAAUUACCAAUCCCCUGAAUCCGCCGGCGCCAAUUACUCCUACUGGAACGGCCCCGACAUCUCCAACGUCACCGGCCAGGUCCUCGCCGUCCUCGAUGCCGCCGGGAGCUUCGGGAUCGUCUACGGCGAGUCCUCCGCCGGAGCGGUCUACGUCCACAAGAACGACAACGAUUACAACGGAUUGUCCUCUGCGGCGAAUCAAUCGACGGCCACCAGAGCAGCCGUGAUCAGACGGCUGAUUUUGGAAACCAACGGCAAUUUGAGGCUUUACCGAUGGGAUAACGACGUCAACGGGUCCCGCCAGUGGGUGCCGGAAUGGGCCGCCGUUUCGAACCCCUGCGACAUCGCCGGGAUUUGCGGCAACGGGAUCUGCAACCUCGAUCGGAGCAAGACCAACGCCACGUGUACUUGCCUGCCGGGUGCCGGACACGGGAAGGAAACGAGCAUGCCGAUUUCGGGAUCGAAAUCGAACCCUAAUUUCCUGUGCGGGGCAGAGAAUUCGACCUCCGCCGCCGCGGCCGCGGAGAAUUGCCAUCGGCGGAGCGGUGGUGGGAAUUCGAGUACUGGAUUGAAGAUUGCGGCCGUGCAACAGACGAGCUACUACUUCUCCGAAUUCUCCGUGGUGGCGAACUACAGCGACGUGGCGGCGGUUUCCGACUGCGGCGACGCGUGCCUCUCCGACUGCGACUGCGUGGCGUCGGUGUACGGGCUGGACGACGAGAAGCCGUACUGUUGGGUUCUGCGGAGCUUGGAUUUCGGCGGGUACGAGGAUCCCGGGUCGACCCUGUUCGUCAAGGUUCGGGCGAACGGGUCGGGCGGCGACGACGGCGACGGGAUGUCGGCGAGUACCGCCGGGAAGGUGGUGGUGCUGCCGAUUCUUCUCAGCAUGACUUUCCUGAUCGCGUUGCUGUGUUUGUUGCUGUACUAUAACGUUCACCGGAAAAGGGCGUUGAAGAGGGCCGCCAUGGACAAUGCUCUGAAGAUCUCCUCCGGAGCUCCGGUGAGUUUCGGGUACCGCGAUUUGCAGAUUCGGACCUGGAAUUUCUCCCAAUUGCUCGGGACAGGGGGAUUCGGGAGUGUGUACAAGGGAAGUCUAGGGGAUGGAACUCUGGUAGCAGUGAAGAAAUUGGACAAGGUUUUGCCACAUGGUGAGAAGGAAUUCAUUACCGAAGUGAACACAAUUGGAUCAAUGCACCAUAUGAACUUGGUUCGUCUCUGUGGAUAUUGCUCCGAGGGAACUCGCCGGCUGUUGGUUUACGAGUUCAUGAAGAACGGGUCCUUAGACAAGUGGAUCUUUCAGUCCUACGAAACCCGUCCGAAGGACAGGGUUCUGGACUGGCCGACCCGAUUCAGCAUCGCCAUCGCGACGGCGCAGGGGAUAGCGUACUUUCACGAGCAGUGCCGGAAUCGGAUAAUACACUGCGACAUCAAGCCGGAGAACAUCCUGCUGGACGAGACUUUCUGCCCCAAAGUGUCGGAUUUCGGGCUCGCCAAGCUCAUGGGGAGGGAGCAUUCCCACGUCGUCACCAUGGUUCGCGGCACCAGAGGCUACCUGGCGCCCGAAUGGGUCAGCAACCGGCCGAUCACGGUGAAGGCCGACGUCUACAGUUACGGGAUGCUUCUGCUGGAGAUCAUCGGCGGAAGGAGGAAUCUUGAUAUGUCGUUGGAUGCGGAGGACUUCUUUUACCCUAGUUGGGCCUUCAAGGAGCUGAUGAACGGGACGCCGUUGAAAGCAGCGGACAGAAGGCUGGAGGGGUCGGUGAAGGAAGACGAGCUGACGAGAGCGUUGAAGGUUGCGUUCUGGUGCAUUCAGGACGAGGUGUUCACGCGACCUUCGAUGGGGGAAGUUGUGAAGUUGCUUGAAGGAUCGGCGGAGAUCAAGACGCCUCCAAUGCCGCAGACCGUGCUGGAACUGGUCGAGGAAGGGCUGGAACAAGUUUACAGGGCCAUGAAAAGGGAAUUGGAUAGUGGUGACGAUCAUUUGUGCUCGUCUUUUACCGAUGUCACGACUCAGGUUUCUACGUCGCGUGCCACUUGUAGUUACUCGACCAUGUCUCCUAGAUGAAAUGAUAAAAUAUUAGAUUAGAGAAUAGGAGGUUUUUUUUUGGUCAUCUUCUUCGUGAUCAAAUGUGAAUUUUGGGAUGAAUUGUUUUAAGUUGAUGUCAAAUUUUGUAUUUGAGGAUGUAACGUGCAGAAUGCUUCAACCCAACCCAUCAUGAGUUGCAGCCCUAUUCACAUUUGGAAUCGUUGGUUGUCGAAUUUGGUUCAUAACCAAGUUGAAUUGCGGGAAUGAACCGACCAAAUUUAAAAGGAAAAUCGAGCAGUAGAUUCUGGACCUUGAUUUUCCCUUAAUUCUAAGAAAAUUCCUAAGAUCUAAACCAAAAUACUAGUGAUGGCAAUGGGGCGGGGCGGGUACCUCAAUUCUCAUGCCCCGCCCCACGAUACUACGGGUCGGGGCGGGUAACACGAGCGCGGGUACAGGGCGGGGCGGGUCGACCCACUCUUAUAUGUUCAAAAAAAAAAAAAACAAGUAAAUUUUACUUUUUACAAUAAAACGUAGAGAAAAAUACUUUAAGAAAGAAAAAUAUUGAUAAUAGAAUGGAUAAUUGAGU
Linum trigynum is the source of this 6590-nucleotide messenger RNA. The record is from the annotation of a GenBank genome assembly. NCBI's taxonomy places the organism in Eukaryota, Viridiplantae, Streptophyta, Magnoliopsida, Malpighiales, Linaceae.